CAAACGUGUCCAUAGAUAUAAAAACCCUAACAAGGUUCAGCGGUUUCAUUUCUCCGUCUCUUCGAAUCCUGACAGAGGGAGAGGGAGAAAGAGAAGACGCUGCAGUUGCUGAAUCUGCUUCGAUUUAAAGCUGCGUCGUUUCAAUCUUUUAUUAUCCUUGCAAACAUGUCAGUCCAACUUACACCUUCCAAGCGUCCCCAAGAUUGCGACGAAACGGAAUCCAAUGGUAAAGAAAAGGUGCAAAAGAUAGCUGCUUCCGAUUCGCAGAGUUUACCAGCAAAAACCACUCAUGGCUCUAUGGUCUACCGCCUAUUAUGUCCUGCUUCUAAAAUAGAUAGUGUUAUUGGAGAUGGAAGCUUAAUUUCUCAAAUACGACAAGAAACUGGUACAAAGGUAGAAGUGGAAGAAGCUGUUUCUGGAUGUGAUGAACGCGUAAUUUCUAUUAUAGCUGCCGAUAAGGAUAGUGAUACUAGUAUUGAGUGUAUCAAAGAAGGAGGUGAUGCUGCAAAUGCUGAAGGUAGUGGUGACAAAAAUGAAGACAAUAAGGAGGACAUUGAAGAGAUACAGUCCUCACAUGGAGAUAAUAAAAAAUUUGGAAAUGGAAAAGCGCCGACACAAAUAGCACUCAUUCGCAUCUUUGAAAGAAUUGCUGAAGGAAACACGGAGACAAAAGGUAAAAAUGAAGAGAAUAAUAGAGCUUCUUCAAUAGCCUUGAGGAUACUUGUGCUCUCCACUCAAGUGGGUUGCCUUUUGGGAAAAGGUGGCAGUGUGAUUAAAAAAAUGGCUUCCGCAAGUGGGGCACAGAUCCGUAUAGUUCCUAGGGACAAAGUACCUCUCUGUGUGACCUCUUCUGAUGAACUUGUUCAGGUUACUGGGGAUUUUGAAGCAGUGAAGAAAGCUCUUCAAUCUAUAUCCCAGCAGCUUCUCAACAAUCCACCUCGAGAUCAGGAUUCUUUUCCUGCCAAUCAUAGUGGACCAUCAUCUCAUUCUCUUGGAAGUCAUAUUGCUAGGACAGAAUCAUUCCCGUUGCAAAAUCACCCUUUCCAUCUUCAAGGUGCUCUACAACACCCAGUGAGGCCUCAUGAUGGUGCAGAUUAUCGUUCCGGAAUCCCUGCUCAUGCAAACCUUCCUCGAGAGAUGGUCAUAACUUUUAAGGUGUUGGGUCUUGCUGACAAUGUAGGGAGUAUAAUUGGAAAAGGUGGAAGUAUAGUUAAGAUGCUUCAACAUGAAACUGGCUGUGAGAUCUCUAUACAGGACACCUUAAUUGAUUCAGAAGAUCGCAUAGUUGUCAUAUCUGGCCCAGCACAUCCAGAAGACAUGGUAUCCCCGGUCCAAGACGCCGUGCUUCGUGUUUUAUUGAGGAUGUUUAGGAUUACACCUGAGACAAAGGACACAAAAAUGACAGCAAGACUAUUGGUUCACUCUAAUCAGAUAGGAUGUCUUCUAGGCAAGGGUGGAUGUAUUAUUGCAGAAAUGAGGAAGUCAUCUGGUGCUUAUAUUCGUAUAUUGGGGAAGGAUCAACUCCCAAAAUUUGCUCAAGAGAAUGAUGAAGUAGUUCAGAUACAAGGAGGAAUUGAAGUGGUUGAAGAUGCUGUUUUGCGAAUAACAACUAGGUUGCGGAAUAAUUUCUUCCGUGAAGGAUUUUCUUCAAACAAUCAUGCUGGUUUUCACGAUCAAGCUCCUCCAUUUCCAUCAUAUCUCGGAAGGCGAGAGGUGUCACCACCACCUGGAAUAUAUUCUAAUAUGGGACCACAUUCUAAAAUUUUUGAUUCGGCUGGAGCCCUAUCUCAUCACGGGAAUUAUCUGUCUCAUGAUGAUAGGCCAUUCUUACACAAUGUUCCCAGACCGAGAGUUCCUUUUUCGGUAUCAGUUGAUAAUGGUGGUCCUCUAGGAUUUCCAAACCAUCCAGGAGCUUUCCAGAGAAGAGUUGGUGGAUUUGGGGGAGGAAAUCAUCCGGCUAUUAUCACUAACACAACAAUGGAAGUAAUGGUUCCUAGUUCAGUUGUUCCUGCAAUAUAUGGAGAGGAUGGUGAAUGUCUCAAACAAAUUCGUGAGAUUUCCGAUGCUAAAAUUACCAUCAGUGACAUGAAACCUGGAUCAAAUGAAACAGUUAUAAUCAUAUCAGGGAUCCCAGAGGAGACCCAUGCUGCACAAAGCCUGAUUCAAGCAUUCGUUGUUAGUGAGACAACAGCGGUUGGAUCCAUGUAAUAAAAACAAAAAGGUAAGAAGUUUAAUUUUUAUCUCUUAUCUUCUCUAUUUCGUUGGUAAAGCAAUUUGCUUGAACUUAAAUUGUGGGAUAGAAUUUGCAUCAUUUUGCCACUAUAGAGAAGGAAACUUGAGAUUAGUAACAAACCAAUUAUUCCCCUAUUAUUAUUACUGAUCAAACGCAGUGGAUUAUUUUACAGGAUUGCUUUA
Molecule: messenger RNA, 2415 nt
Organism: Impatiens glandulifera
Lineage: Eukaryota; Viridiplantae; Streptophyta; Magnoliopsida; Ericales; Balsaminaceae
Product: KH domain-containing protein HEN4-like
Exons: 8
Coding region: 166-2208 (680 amino acids)
Biological process (GO): regulation of gene expression
Cellular component (GO): cytoplasm; nucleus
Molecular function (GO): mRNA binding
Source: RefSeq, a predicted model, not a curated record